UUGGGUCCCACUGACCGUAGUGAGCUGGUAAACCGGUAAGAGGAGACUCGGGACUCGGAGUGAAAAAACGGCUGCUGGAAGAAUCUGUUCAUUUCCCCGGAACCAGAACUUUUUACAGAUAGACACUUAUUUAUUGUUGUAGCAGGAGGACGCUGUUGGGGGCAUUUCAGUGGAGGUUGAAGGUGGUAAACAGCAACAGCUCGGAGUUCAGAGAAAAAGGAGAAGAAGCAGAAAGCAGACUCUGGGGAGUGUUUGAGGAGGAUCUGUCUGAGCUGUCAUCUGGGAGCAAUUAGUUUCCAGCGGUGAGAAGAAAAAAAAGGCAGGAAAGGUUCGAAAGAAUAGUGUGUGUUUAUCUUCAGGCAGGAGGAGACACUGCUGAACCGAAUGAACCCGAGGCCAAGCUGACCCUCAACCAGCCGGGCUAAGGCUUUCUCAGGCGCACAGAGAAACACAGCGAGAACUUUCUAAUCUGGGCCUGAGCAGGAACAACCACCCACCCCAGUCUACCAGCCGGCUGUUGACCCUCCAGAAGCCUCCAAUCUGGGCAGAGACCUCAUGAAUGGAAAUCGGCACUACAGGAGCCGUUGGGGCUGCGCCCCUGUUCUCCAUGCCACGCAGGCCUGGCUAUGGCACCAUGGGGAAGCCCAUCAAGCUGCUGGCCAACUGCUUCCAAGUGGACAUCCCAAAGAUGGAUGUCUACCUGUACGAGGUGGACAUCAAGCCGGAGAGAUGUCCACGCCGUGUCAACAGGGAGGUUGUGGACUCCAUGGUGCAGCAUUUUAAAGUGACCAUCUUUGGAGACAGAAGGCCGGUCUAUGACGGCAAGAGGAGCUUGUACACAGCACACUCGCUACCAGUUGCUGCAGCAGGAGUGGACCUAGAUGUGACCUUACCUGGCGAAGGAGGCAAAGAUCGACCCUUUAAAGUCUCUAUAAAGUUUGUAUCGCUGGUCAGCUGGCACAUGUUGCACGAGGUACUGACUGGUCGAAGUACACAUGAGCCUCUGGAGCUGGACAAGCCAAUCAGCACCAACCCUGUACACGCUGUAGAUGUGGUGCUCCGCCACCUGCCCUCCAUGAGGUACACACCAGUAGGCCGGUCGUUCUUCUCCUCUCCUGAAGGUUAUGAUCAUCCUCUGGGUGGAGGCAGGGAGGUGUGGUUCGGUUUCCACCAGUCCGUGAGGCCUGCGAUGUGGAAGAUGAUGUUAAACAUAGACGUAUCGGCUACGGCGUUCUACAAAGCCCAGCCCGUGAUCCAGUUCAUGUGCGAGGUUCUGGACAUCCAUAACAUUGACGAGCAGCCACGCCCACUGACCGACUCGCACAGAGUCAAAUUCACCAAAGAAAUCAAAGGUCUGAAGGUGGAAGUGACUCACUGCGGCACCAUGAGGAGAAAGUACAGGGUGUGCAACGUCACCCGUCGGCCUGCCAGCCACCAAACGUUUCCGCUGCAACUGGAGAAUGGCCAGACUGUGGAGAGAACAGUAGCACAGUACUUCCGUGAGAAAUACAACCUACAGCUCAAAUAUCCCCACUUGCCCUGCCUGCAGGUGGGCCAGGAGCAGAAACACACAUAUCUGCCCCUAGAGGUGUGUAAUAUCGUAGUUGGGCAGCGCUGCAUUAAGAAGCUGACUGAUAACCAAACGUCCACCAUGAUUAAAGCCACAGCUCGAUCAGCUCCGGAUCGCCAGGAGGAGAUCAGCAGACUGGUGCGCAGUGCAAACUAUGAGGCUGACCCGUUCGUGCAGGAGUUCCAGUUCCGCGUGAGAGACGAGAUGGCCGAUGUGACCGGCCGCGUAUUGCCCGCCCCCAUGCUGCAGUACGGCGGCAGGGUGAGCUCUGAACACUUCCUGAAUCGCACAGUGGCCACUCCAAGUCAUGGCGUAUGGGACAUGAGAGGGAAGCAGUUCCACACCGGAGUAGAAAUUAAAAUCUGGGCUAUCGCUUGCUUCGCCACCCAGCGACAGUGCCGAGAGGAAAUGCUUAAAAGCUUUACUGACCAGUUGCGUAAGAUUUCAAAAGAUGCCGGGAUGCCUAUUCAGGGCCAGCCAUGCUUCUGCAAGUACGCUCAGGGAGCAGACAGUGUAGAGCCCAUGUUCAGACACCUGAAGAACACCUAUGCUGGCCUGCAGCUCAUCAUCGUUAUCCUGCCUGGGAAAACUCCUGUCUACGCGGAGGUAAAGCGCGUCGGGGACACCCUUCUCGGCAUGGCCACUCAGUGCGUGCAGGUGAAGAACGUUGUGAAGACGUCGCCGCAGACCCUCUCCAACCUCUGCCUUAAGAUCAACGUCAAGCUCGGUGGCAUCAACAACAUCCUGGUUCCUCAUCAACGUCCGUCCGUCUUCCAGCAGCCUGUCAUUUUCUUGGGUGCCGAUGUCACUCAUCCACCUGCAGGAGAUGGCAAGAAGCCCUCCAUCGCUGCGGUGGUGGGCAGCAUGGAUGCCCACCCGAGUCGCUACUGUGCCACAGUACGUGUUCAGCGACCCAGGCAGGAGAUCAUCCAAGACCUGGCCUCCAUGGUCCGAGAGCUGCUCAUCCAGUUCUACAAAUCCACACGCUACAAACCCACACGUCUCAUCUUCUACAGAGACGGGGUGUCGGAAGGACAGUUUCGGCAGGUGCUGUAUUACGAGCUGCUGGCCAUUCGGGAAGCCUGUAUAAGUCUAGAGAGAGAGUAUCAACCAGGCAUCACUUAUAUCGUCGUGCAAAAACGCCACCACACACGCCUUUUCUGCGCUGACCGCAACGAGAGGGUUGGACGGAGUGGAAACAUUCCUGCCGGCACUACAGUUGACACGGACAUCACCCAUCCAUAUGAGUUUGACUUUUACCUCUGCAGUCAUGCUGGAAUACAGGGCACGAGCCGGCCCUCGCACUACCACGUGCUGUGGGAUGACAACUGCUUCACAGCCGACGAGUUCCAGCUGCUCACCUACCAGCUGUGCCACACGUACGUGCGCUGCACCCGCUCCGUCUCCAUCCCAGCGCCUGCCUACUAUGCCCACCUAGUGGCCUUCCGUGCUCGCUACCACCUGGUUGACAAGGAGCAUGACAGUGCUGAGGGCAGUCAUGUGUCAGGACAGAGUAAUGGGCGUGACCCCCAAUCCCUGGCCAAAGCUGUGCAGAUUCACCACGACACCCUGAGGACCAUGUACUUUGCCUAACUCCUUCUCCUCGUCCCCUCCAGCACUUACCUGUCACACAUACGACACCAUGCACUGAAGCCUCGUCCCCUGUCGCAUCAGUGACAAGUCCCAGCUGCUAAAAACGAACUAAACGCAACUACAGCAAAAGGGGAAGGGGUGGGAAUUAACACUGUUAUGCAAUAGAAUAUAUAAAAAAAAAAAAGCAACAGCCAGGCUUUUCUACAAGCCAACAUAUAGAUCUGUGAGUCCCGACAAAAGGUAUGGCAUUUGUACACUUAUUUAUUAGUAUCAAGUUUCUCUGUGACUGGGUUUUUUUUUUUUUGUUUUUGAUUGAGAUCUUUUAUUCUUCUAAUUCGUUCAACUCCAACUUAAGGACUUGAUAUCAGAUCUAAAGGUCAAACGCUUUCACUCUCAUUAACGGAAGAGCGCGACACCACUGGAGGGCGGUGUGGCAUCAAAGAACCGAUCGGUCACGAAUCAACGUUACGUCCGCGCCGCAAUCGAGCGCCGAAUAUCAACGCGUCUGCGCGAUUUUAUGCCAUAUGUCAUUCACGCCAUGCGAUAUUGCUUCUGAACAACGGUUCUAGACCGAAAAUGAA
Messenger RNA from Silurus meridionalis, 3744 nucleotides. RefSeq names its product argonaute RISC catalytic component 3b (gene ago3b). The coding region runs from base 560 to 3163 and encodes 867 amino acids. The transcript is spliced from 19 exons. Gene Ontology annotation, molecular function: RNA binding; protein binding. The record is from RefSeq and is a predicted model, not a curated record. NCBI's taxonomy places the organism in Eukaryota, Metazoa, Chordata, Actinopteri, Siluriformes, Siluridae. Gene Ontology annotation, biological process: regulation of stem cell proliferation; regulatory ncRNA-mediated gene silencing.